CUGGAAACUGUCAGCUGUUAGUAACGAGAGCUCAACCACUUGAAGGUUGAUCUUCAGGAUACUUACAAUAAGGUUGUCAGGUGCAAAGGGCAAGAUGAAAAGACUCCAGCACCCUCAGAGUUUGGUGUUCAUCACUGCACUGUUGUCUUUUGCGAUGGCUUCCAGUACAUCUCAGCCGUUGCAGAAGAUCCUGGACUGUCAUAAGGGAUGUAACUGCAGCCAGUCCAAACUGAUUGAAAUGCGAUGCAGAGGAUUAAACUUAACAGGGAAGCCAUUGCCAGCGCCCCCACGACAGUCCCACAGUUUCAAUACAAGCAUUUAUCUGGAGAAUGGAACAAUUCCUGUACUCUCCAACAACACCCUACAGGAGUAUCAUCGGUAUCAGAUUGUCUAUCUCAGUCUGAAAAAUAACACAAUGGUAUACAUAGACAGGAAUGCCUUCAGCAGCUUAAAGCAUUUGCAGACGCUUGACCUGUCAGAGAACUUCAUUGCCGAAGAUGGUCUCAAGGAAUCGUUUCUCGGAAUGGCCAAGACGCCAAUCAAACAACUGAACAUUAGUUCUAUGAAUCUUACGAAUGUUUCUGAUGAUUUCUUUAAACAUUUAGAAAAUGUUACAAACUUUCGACUUAUAUUUCGAAACAACACUAGUGAAUUCCCACUGAAUGCUCUCCAAGGACUAAGACAAAUGACCAGUCUCGACUUUGGUGGAAAUCGUUUAAAGGACAUAGAUCUGAGGAACGCCAGCUUUACCACUCUCCAAAGUCUUACAUUUGAUAACAAUCGCUUCUAUGAGUUUCCUAAUUUUUGCAGCAGUAAUACUUUCCCAAGUCUUAAAAACCUGUCUGUUCAGUGGAAUGGUAUGAGAUAUUUAGACAGAAACUAUUAUAGCUGUUUAAAAAAUCUCACUCGCUUCCACUUAAAUGGUAAUCUUUUUCCAGAAUUAAAGUCAAAUCAAUUUUCGAUGUUGCCAAGCAUCUUCAAAAUCACAUUGUCUUAUGUUGCGUGUGCAAUGCACACUAUAGAAAGAGCCGUGUUUAAUAAUUCGGCACUGAAACAAAUAUUCUUUCGCAAGAAUCGUAUUUGGUUCAGAGAAGCUGAGAUAGACAUGCGGGUUUUUGAAGGAUGUUCUUCUUUGGAACUUUUGAUCUCAAUGAUAAUGUUUUCCAAGUAA
This is a messenger RNA of Haliotis rubra (blacklip abalone), 1171 nucleotides long. Its product is annotated as platelet glycoprotein V-like. Lineage: Eukaryota; Metazoa; Mollusca; Gastropoda; Lepetellida; Haliotidae. The record is from RefSeq and is a predicted model, not a curated record. The transcript has 2 exons. Bases 95 to 1171 code for a protein of 358 amino acids.